AUGCCGAAACGACAGCUUCAACCCACGUCCUCUUCCGCAUCAUCCGGGUCUGCCGCGCCCCCCUCUCGUCAGUAUCGUCGCGUAUCUCAGCCCGCAGCGUCUAAUAACGGCGGAGCCACCAACUCGGUCGACCGUCCGCUCAGCCCGCAGGGCCAGACUGAGGACUAUCAAGCAACCGAGGUCGGGAGCAUAGACGGGGCGCAGGAUGCACUCAUGAGUAGUCUCGCCAGUAUGGGGUUGGAUCAUGACGAGGCCCGAAGCGAGGCUGAGGACGCGACGGAGGAGGGAAUCUUGUCUUGGGCGGCGUCAAUGGCGGGGGAGGCAGAGUCAGACCGGGAAGCUCAGUCGGAGGAGCAGCAAGGGUCUGAGGGUCAAGCAGGGGAGGCGGAGGGAGGUGAAGAUGGGGAUUCGGAUUGGGACGACGAUGAUGACGAUGGAGGUGAUGGGGAGGAUGGUGAGGAGAUGUAUAUCGAGGUCACCGUGGAGGUGAUGCGGGAACUCGAGAAGCGAGAUGCAACCAAGUCUCGGAAGGAGCAAAGAGAGAUAGAAGCCGACGACGAAGCUCUGCGUCGGUGGACUGAAGAGGUACUGGAUAGUCAUUUUGCGAGGUGCUCGGAAGAAAUGGUUGAACUGGCCUACGAGUGUCUUCCAGUGGUCAAGAAGCAAGUCACGAGCCAGUCGAAGGGAUUGCUGCACGUCGUUAAAGGCUCACUCCGGAAAUCCUUCGACUUCAAAAGCAGUCUCCUCUCAUCGCUGCUUAACUGCCGGUACAACGAUCAUCACGGGUCGUCGAGACAAGUCAUCGACAAGGUGCUCGCCGUCAUGCUACAUCACGGGCACGGUACCUUCCGCGAGGCUUUUCGCAAGAUGGCGGACAAUGACACCCUACUCGAUCUUGACCUCAUUAUCAAAGGUGCUGCCCCAGCGAGAGGUGCGAAGGUGACGGGGAUUUAUGUAAGGAAGAUCAAUGCGGCGGUAAAACGGUAUUAUGUUGGCAAAGCCAUCAACAUACAUCGCCGGCAAAUCGCCCAUGACUCGAAGCCUAUCAACAAGCUAGCGAGAGCGGCGACCGACCCAUCGAAACCGCGGUGGCGAGCUCACACCCUGCUCUCUUUCGGCCCAACCAAGCUCGCACAGAUACCCCCGCCCCUUCUGUCCGCGGUCGAGUGCUUGAUCAUCGGUAGUGCUGGACUCAUCACGCGGAAGGACGCGCUGCAAAUCAACCUCAUCGAUCGUGCUCCCCACAAGCUGCCGCGAGUGCAAAAACCGCUGCCGCCAUCAUCGCUGCCGAAGUUGGACAAAAUCUUGGUCCAAUGCUGGAAUGACAUGCAUGGUCGGAUUGAAAGGAGUAAGGCGGCGUUAAAGGAGUACCCCAGAGGGGCCGGAUUUGAGUAUCCACAGGACAAACCUUUCUACCUCACCCCCUACGCGGACGCCGCAGGCGUAUCCUGA
Molecule: messenger RNA, 1452 nt
Organism: Dioszegia hungarica
Lineage: Eukaryota; Fungi; Basidiomycota; Tremellomycetes; Tremellales; Bulleribasidiaceae
Exons: 4
Coding region: 1-1452 (483 amino acids)
Source: RefSeq, a predicted model, not a curated record